Molecule: messenger RNA, 1537 nt
Organism: Thamnophis sirtalis
Lineage: Eukaryota; Metazoa; Chordata; Lepidosauria; Squamata; Natricidae
Gene: HAT1
Product: histone acetyltransferase 1
Biological process (GO): subtelomeric heterochromatin formation
Cellular component (GO): nucleus
Molecular function (GO): histone acetyltransferase activity; histone binding
Source: RefSeq, a predicted model, not a curated record
UGUGGGCGCGCGGCUUGAUUCGUUCAGUUUGGCUGGGUCUGUUGACUUCGCGGGCGCCGAGGCCGCCGCCGUUUGGGAAAUGGCGGGUCUCUCUGCUAUGGAAAAGAAAUUGGCUGAGUACAAGUGUAGUACAAAUGAAGCAAUUCAUCUAAAAUUAGUCCGCUUCCCAGAGGAUUUGGAAGAUGAUAGUACAACAUUUCAUCCAGAGUUCAGCCAUCAAGUUUUUGGGGAUGAUGAAGUUGCCUUUGGUUACAAGGGACUGAAGGUUCUUUUGUAUUACAUCGCUGGUAACUUGUCAACGCUGUUUCGCAUUGAUUAUACAUCAAAAGUUAAUGAGAACUUCGAGUGUGUGGAGGCGGAUGAUGUGGAAAGUAAAAUUAGAGAAAUUAUUCCCCCAGGUUUUACCAGAAGUAUAGAUGACUUGGUAUCUCUGCUGGAAAAAGAAGUUAACUUUAAACCGUUUGGGAUAUUACUGCAUACAUAUUCUUUGCAUAAUGAAGAAGCAGGUGAAGACAUAACAUAUCAAAUAUACAAGGCUGACAUGACAUGCCCAGGCUUUCGAGAGUAUCAUGAAAGGCUUCAGACCUUCUUGAUGUGGUUUAUUGAAACAGCGAGCUUUAUUGACGUGGAUGAUGAAAGAUGGAACUACUUUCUAGUAUUUGAGAAGUAUAAUAAGGAUGGAGCGACACUCUCUGCGACUGUAGGCUAUAUGACAGUCUAUAAUUACUAUGUGUACCCAGACAAAACCCGGCCACGUGUAAGCCAAAUGCUGAUAUUGCCUCCGUUCCAAGGAGAAGGCCAUGGAGCCCGGCUAUUAGAAACUGUCCAUAGAUACUACAUGACAUCUCCUACAGUGCUUGAUAUAACAGCUGAAGAUCCAUCUGAAAGCUAUGUGAAAUUGCGAGAUUUUGUAUUAGUAAAAUUGUGUCAAGAUUUACCCUGCUUUUCUCCAGAGAAUCUUCAGCAAGGCUUCAGUCAAGAUAUGGUAAUAGAAGCUCAACAGAAGCUGAAAGUAAAUAAGCAACAUACACGGCGAGUUUAUGAAAUUCUCCGGUUACAUGCAACAGACAUGAGUAAUGCAGAACAAUCCAGAAGUUUUCGAUUGGAUGUAAAAAGAAGAUUGAUGGGCCCAUAUAAGAAAAAGCAGAGAGAGAUUGCCAAGAUGAGAAGAUGUUUAAGACCAGAAGAGUUGACCAAUCAGUUGAACCAAAUAGACAUAAAUUUACAACAUAAACAAUUGGAAGAGACGUACCAGCAACUUAUUUCAGAUUAUCGACGAGUCCUAGAACGACUUGCUCAGGUCUGAGGAUUCUCUGUAAGAAACACGCAAACUUCUGCCUAUUGCAUUGUGAAAUACAUUCAUGAUCACUGCUCCACUGCAAAAUUUCAUGUGACAUUUUAAUCACUUUCGAAAUGACUGUGGUAUUCUGUAUUUUGGAUUUUUUAUAUUUUUGUGUUGUAGAUUCUAAAAACCAGUACUUCAAUUUACUGGUACUUUGCUGAAAUAAAGGAAGUAGAUUACAAGCAUUAAAAAAAA